UACGCUUAGCAUUACUCUUCAAAAUUGAAAAGCAAAGGCUUGGACUGGAAGUUUUGGAGUUCCGUUUGCCACACGCGGAAGCAGAACACCUGUCAAAACGAUCAAAACGGUCUUCUCAAAUUUCUUUCCCGGCAUUUUCUGGCUGCAAAUCUUCGUUUUUUUCUCAAAUUUCGUUUUUUUCUAUCAUUGAACAAGUGGUGGGGUUUCUUCAUGCUUUCAGCAUUUUUUCUGUGGUUGAAGACGCUUAAGAGAACCCAAGUUUCCGAUCUGUUUCUCAUUUCUGGAUCGAAUUCGUCGGAUUGGAUUGCAGUCGGCAUCUGAAGCCUUGGAGUCAUUUGGAAGGGGAGGAUAUUUGGACAAACAACAUAUUAAAAUGUCGCUUGUGUUGCCUAGCACUUCAGAAGCGUCCUUGCAAGUUUUUUCAGGAGCUAUACCCAAAUCUUUAUUCCCUGAUACAUGUAAUAGAAAACUAGACUCAAGUUUUCUCUCUAGAUCCCAUGUAAGGCGUAGAAAGAGAAGGGUUUCAGUGUAUAUGCAAUUGCUAAAUUGUUCAAUGGUGCUACAAAAUCACCCAAAGAUCUCCACUGUCCAUGGUAUAGGGCAUGUUUCCCAUGGAAAUAUUGUAUUUUCUCAAUCAAUGUCUGUGAAUUGCCAAUGCCAACGUACAGAAAGUACUGGUGAGUUAACUGCAAAGGAUGGAAAUGUGAACUGGCUAUUGGAUGCAGUUCAGAAACCUAACCCACUCAAUAGUGUUAUGAAUGUUCCCAAUGUUCUAGAGUUUGAAGAGGUUCAACAAUCAAAACAUGAAAGUGAAAGUUCUGGUUCCAAUGGUAAAUUAGCUUCAGUUGAAAAGGUCAAAGAUAGCUUGCAUAAAGUUGGCAUAGAUUCUCUUGAGGAUGAGGCAUGGAAUCUUCUACGUGAAUCUGUAGUCUAUUACUGUGGUAGUCCCAUUGGAACAAUUGCUGCCAAGGACCCAACCGAUUCCAAUGUACUGAACUAUGAUCAGGUCUUUAUCCGUGAUUUCAUACCUUCUGGAAUAGCAUUUCUUUUGAAGGGAGAGUAUGACAUUGUCCGUAACUUCAUCCUUCAUACACUUCAAUUACAGAGCUGGGAGAAAACAAUGGAUUGCCAUAGUCCUGGUCAAGGGCUGAUGCCUGCCAGCUUCAAGGUGCGCACUGUUCCACUUGAGGGUGACGAUUCUGCAACUGAGGACAUUUUGGAUCCUGAUUUUGGAGAGGCAGCAAUUGGCCGUGUUGCACCAGUUGAUUCUGGACUGUGGUGGAUUAUACUACUACGAGCAUAUGGAAAAUGCUCUGGAGAUCUCUCAGUUCAGGAGAGAGUUGAUGUACAGACUGGAAUUAAGAUGAUUUUGAGGUUAUGCCUUGCAGAUGGUUUUGAUAUGUUCCCAACAUUACUGGUGACUGAUGGUUCUUGUAUGGUAGACCGACGCAUGGGAAUUCAUGGCCAUCCUCUGGAAAUUCAGGCAUUAUUUUAUUCAACACUUCUUUGUGCCCGAGAGAUGCUUGCUCCAGAGGAUGGGUCAGCUGAUCUGAUCCGAGCACUAAACAAUCGUCUGGUCACAUUAUCAUUCCAUAUCAGAGAGUACUAUUGGGUGGAUAUGAGAAAACUGAAUGAGAUCUAUCGCUACAAAACAGAAGAGUAUUCAUAUGAUGCUAUCAACAAGUUCAACAUCUAUCCUGAUCAAAUUCCUCCUUGGCUGGUGGAUUGGAUGCCCAAUAAAGGAGGCUAUUUAAUUGGAAAUCUGCAGCCAGCCCACAUGGAUUUUCGUUUUUUUGCACUUGGGAAUUUGUGGUCUAUAGUUAGCAGUCUUGCAACAGUGGAUCAAUCACAUGCCAUAUUGGAUCUCAUUGAAGCCAAAUGGACAGACUUGGUGGGGAAUAUGCCAUUCAAGAUAUGUUAUCCUGCUCUUGAAGACCAGGAGUGGAGGAUUAUCACCGGAUGUGAUCCUAAGAACACGCCUUGGUCCUACCACAAUGCAGGUUCUUGGCCAACUUUGCUCUGGCAGCUCACAGCGGCGUGCAUAAAGAUGAAUAGAUCAGAGAUUGCAGUGAAAGCUGUGGAGGUUGCAGAGAAGCGGAUAUCAAGGGAUAUGUGGCCUGAAUACUACGACACCAAAAGUGCAAGAUUCAUUGGCAAACAGGCACAUCUGCUCCAGACAUGGUCGAUUGCAGGAUAUCUCGUGGCAAAGCUCCUCCUUGCCAAUCCUAGUGCAGCAAGUGCGCUGAUAAAUGAAGAGGAUAAGGAUCUUGCCAAUGCUUUUUCUUGCAUGAAUGCUAAUCCAAGAAGGAAACGUGGUCGGCAGGGGGCAAAACAGAGCUAUAUUGUUACGUGCCUUAAGAGAACUUACCCCUAAACCCAAGCACAUAUAUACCCCACGACAGCAUCCCAUUCUAUCAAUGUGGGAUACUUCACAUUAUUAUCCCAUACUACCAACAUGGGACAAUAACAUAUAUCGUAUGAACUACAUGUCAUGAAGUCCAUACUUGUGUCAGAGAAAAUCUAGGGGAGUGGAUGAUAAUUGAUAAGCACUUACUAUUAACUCGGUCCGGAUUUUGAUCAUCAUCGACCAUCAGUGGCUGGUUCUACGGGUUAAUUUAGUUUGUAUACAUUUUCGAUUCGUCUGUUUCAUAUUUUUUUUGGCGGGUUCAUUGGUUCUGAAUCCAUGGCCAAGCUGUAACUUGUAACUCCACAAGGAUGAAACCUGUAUAAUAGUACUGAGUUCUCAUUCAUGUACCAACUAUAUGGACUACAUGAUCUUGUUUCACCA
Molecule: messenger RNA, 2788 nt
Organism: Nelumbo nucifera (sacred lotus)
Lineage: Eukaryota; Viridiplantae; Streptophyta; Magnoliopsida; Proteales; Nelumbonaceae
Product: neutral/alkaline invertase 3, chloroplastic-like
Biological process (GO): sucrose catabolic process
Cellular component (GO): chloroplast
Molecular function (GO): sucrose alpha-glucosidase activity; endo-alpha-N-acetylgalactosaminidase activity
Source: RefSeq, a predicted model, not a curated record